UUGCUUCGAGAUGGCAGGGGUGGAAGAAACCCUGAAACGACUGCAGAGCCAGAAGGGUGUGCAGGGGAUCAUCGUGGUGACCACGGAAGGCAUUCCCUUCAAAAGCACCAUGGACAACCCCAGCACCCCACAGUACGCCAACCUCAUGCACACCUUCAUCUUGAAGGCAAGGAGCACUGUGCGAGAAAUCGACCCCCAGAAUGACCUCACCUUCCUGCGAAUUCGUUCCAAGAAAAAUGAAAUUAUGUUUGCACCAGAUAAAGACUAUUUCCUGGUUGUGGUUCAGAAUUGA
Echinops telfairi (small Madagascar hedgehog) is the source of this 292-nucleotide messenger RNA. Its product is annotated as dynein light chain roadblock-type 1-like. Gene Ontology annotation, cellular component: centrosome; cytoplasmic dynein complex; cytoplasm. Gene Ontology annotation, molecular function: dynein intermediate chain binding. The coding region runs from base 11 to 292 and encodes 93 amino acids. Gene Ontology annotation, biological process: microtubule-based movement. The transcript has a single exon. Lineage: Eukaryota; Metazoa; Chordata; Mammalia; Afrosoricida; Tenrecidae. The record is from RefSeq and is a predicted model, not a curated record.